AUGGACCACCCCAUGCAGGAUGCUCCGGCCGACGUGCUGGCUGAUGCCAGACGAACGCUCGAGGCUUUGAAGAGCUCGGGACUCUCGCGCGAAGUAUUGUUGCAAAUGUGGGAGGCCGGCGAAGACAGGACGCACCAACUGCAACACCAGCUUCAACAGCAGCAGCAACAGCAGCAGCAACAACAACAACAACAACAACAGCAACAGACAUCACAAGACGCCCCCCUAGAGGAUGCGUCCACACGAGCAAUCUGCCACGGUCAAAUAGGUCACCGACCGCGUAUCUCCGUUUCGUCGACCAGCUCGGGUUCUUCCGGCCAUGCCAGUAUCUGGUCGAUGGGUUCCGCCAACUCCAAUGCUACCGUCGCGACACACUACUCCCAAGCUUCCCAUGCCCCUUCCACCACCCAAUGUGCACCCCAGUCCUCAGUCGGUGCUCCAGGCAGCCUCCCCCAGGUAGCAAGCGCCCAAACAGGUUGGGGUCCCGGCCGUUUCAACUUCUAUUGGUGCACUUCCUGCGAGACACGGUUUAAGCGCAAGUACGACUGGAAGCGUCAUGAAGAGGAGUUCCAUGAGCGCUGGAAGAAGUACCCUUGCCCUGAGCCUGGCUGUAACAGGAGUUUUUGGGGGGCGAACACCUUUAAUCAACACCACAAGGCCUCGCACGGCUGCAAAACGUGCCCCCAUUCUGAAAAGGUUGUCAAGUAUCUCAAGAGGAGAAAGUACUGGGCUUGCGGCUUUUGCUCGGCUCUUCAUCCUUCAAGGGAGCGCCAUGUCGAACACGUCGCCAGGCAUUUCGAGUCGGGAAAAACAAAGUCGGACUGGAUGCACUCAAGAGUGAUCUACGGUCUUUUGCACCAGCCCUUGAUCCAUGAGGCCUGGAAGGACGUCCUCAUGUCCAAGGCGAACGAGUUCAGUGGCCGUCAACCCAACUUCAGCUGGAAUCCCACACAGACCGGUCGUGCGCAGGGCUUCAUGGAGAAUGAGAGCCCGGGCCAACUCCAGGACCUUCUCGAGUUCUUUUCUGGUUCCAGCGCCGAAGCCGAGUCCAUUGUCACCAUCGCCUACAAGCUUGCGGACCUCGUCUUCCUCCCCGUUCCGGCAUCACCGCCGAUGCAAUAUUCACAAUGCUUCGCCCCUCCCCCUUCUACUCUCCCUCAACAAUACCCGCCCCAGCCACUACUUCCUCCUCCUUCGAUUCCCUCUCAGACUCUGCCGACCCAGUCGCCUCAGCCCCCAGUACUAGCCUCGCAGGACUCGUCCUCUCCGUUCAUGGACCAAAUGAGGGCUCAGUCGAUGAUGCAACAGUCAAUGUUCCACACGCCGCAGCCGCGCGCCAAUACCGAGCCUCUACGACGAGCAUCUCUCGACAGAGAGCUUCCACCACCGCCGCAAGAAAAUCAGCCAAUGAAUUUUCAGUUCAUGCCCGAAAACAUGGUCUCAUUUGAGGACUGGGAGAGCUUCUCCAGCACCGUGGUUGACGAGAACGCACCGCAACCUACGCCAAUGUCGACAGAAUGGCCAAUGGUUCCUGUACAAUAUUACAACGCCCCUGUAGGGCCAUGA
Messenger RNA from Colletotrichum higginsianum IMI 349063, 1566 nucleotides. RefSeq names its product Homeobox and c2h2 transcription. Gene Ontology annotation, cellular component: nucleus. Gene Ontology annotation, biological process: regulation of transcription by RNA polymerase II. The record is from RefSeq and is a predicted model, not a curated record. The transcript is spliced from 2 exons. Lineage: Eukaryota; Fungi; Ascomycota; Sordariomycetes; Glomerellales; Glomerellaceae. Bases 1 to 1566 code for a protein of 521 amino acids.